Pundamilia nyererei is the source of this 817-nucleotide messenger RNA. RefSeq names its product calcium-binding mitochondrial carrier protein SCaMC-1-like. Bases 509 to 817 code for a protein of 102 amino acids. Gene Ontology annotation, molecular function: calcium ion binding. The record is from RefSeq and is a predicted model, not a curated record. Lineage: Eukaryota; Metazoa; Chordata; Actinopteri; Cichliformes; Cichlidae. The transcript has 2 exons.
CGCACGCUGAGGCAGUAGGAGCGCGUGCCGUCAGUCCCAGGGGACGAUGAAUUUGCGGAGGUAGACUGCGUUUUACUCACUCUCCCUUCAAGUGGGUUUGAGGUUUUCGUACCAUUUUUUAAGUGCAAGUAGGAGGUGAUGUUAAGCUCCUGGCGCGCACACAGAUGUGUUUCUAAAAGCCUACACUGCGGUAGAAUGAGCGACUCAUUUACGACCUUCUACUAUGACGGAAACUUAAAUUCAGCUGAAUGACUUUAUGGAUUAGCGCGUGCUGGGGAGGACUGGCUAUGUAACUGACACGGGGAUUAAUCAAGCUCGUCCAAACCGCAUCCAUCCAUCUGGAAGGAACGUUAGUCUCUGCAGACUCCGUUCUUCUCCAUUCAUCCGUUACUAUGUAAGACAAUGGUACCAGUUCCUCUGCAAAAACACGCGCGGUUGCUUAGUUUCUGAUGCUUGGCUGUGAAACAAUCUGUCGAUCAGCACCAAAACCCGGUUUUCUCCAUUUCAUAUGGGCGAAGACGAGGAGUGCUCCAGCGCCCCUUCACGCCGCGGAGAAAAUGCAGAGAACGGAAAGAGCGGAGCAGCUCUGGACCCAGAAAGAGAAAAGAGGUAUGCGGAGCUGUUCGAGCAACUGGACUUGAAUAAAGAUGGCAGGGUUGACAUCAAUGAACUGAAGACCGGACUGGCAACUCGUGGUUUACAACUCCGAGAGGCUGAGAAGGUGACAGAAGAACCAACACAAAGCUCAGAGAGUAAUGGUGAUACAAGAUCACAGGUGAAAUUGGAUGAUGACUUGUUGGUUCAUUACUGUAUUUGA